AAACGGCGGCGCUGACGUCGUCGUCGGCUUCUAUCUCUCAAAGCCGCGGCCUUUUAAGGAAGCGCGACGGUAAUGCAAAACAACCCCAUUGCCGCUCCUACGCUAUCCGAUUCGGCGGCGAAUUUGAUCGAUUCGGACAAGAAGUUUUGGGGUAGGCAUGGUUUUGGUGGAUGCGUGCUCCUUCACAAGCACCUACUUUUAGCUUUCAUGGGUUGUUGUUUGGGACUCCUUGCUGAAACCAGAUCAAGUUCAGAAAGAACAUUGAAGUCACCCUUAAAAAGAGAUCAAUCUUUAAUAGGUUGGGGAAGCCAGUGGUCAUCAAGUUCUAGAGAAAUGGAAAAUAAUGUCAACAACAUCAGCUUGCUUGAUACCCACCGCCCUUCAACUCCCAUAUCUGCUUGCAAGGACAUCAAGGCUGCAGUGAUCAAUACAAACAACCAUUCCUUUGUCAAUCAAGGUGCUAUAACUUGGAAUGAGAUGAGACGAGAAUGGUUAGGAGACAGUUCAAACAGGUGGAGAAGACGGAGCGAACCAUCAAUCAGCUGGCUCUCAACGUAUGAUGAUUUGCUAUCGACGACUCAACCUUUCCCACAGGCCAUUCCAUUAUGGGAAAUGGUAGAUUUUUUAGUUGAUAUCUGGCAUGAAGAAGGGCUUUACGACUAGGUGACUAUACCAUACAUAGCAGAAUUUGAACAAAUGAAUAGUAUUGUCAGCUCGGAAGCUCAUUAGACUUGGCAACUGGAGAUUUUUAUGUAGGUAACUUAUUGGACUCUGAUCUAAUGACAAUUUUUACUAGCAAAAGCUUGUUGAACUUGUAUAUUAUUUGUUUGUUAUAACUAAAUCCUUUUAAAUCGGUCUUCUUUUAUCCAUGUUUUGAAGAUUUGGCUAACUAAGACCUUGUUGCAAAUUGCUUCCAUGCUUCUUGUUGGCUCUUAUUAUUUUGCA
Molecule: messenger RNA, 945 nt
Organism: Zingiber officinale
Lineage: Eukaryota; Viridiplantae; Streptophyta; Magnoliopsida; Zingiberales; Zingiberaceae
Exons: 6
Coding region: 73-663 (196 amino acids)
Source: RefSeq, a predicted model, not a curated record